AUGUUUGACAGGUUGUCGGAGGCGAGGAUGAAGCUUUGUGGAUUAGCACGAGUGGCUAUAGGAAGAGCUUUAGGUGACCUGCGCGCCUACCAUUUCGAUGCUGAAAAGGAGAUGCUGUCGCCACCCUCGAAAAAACGUUUUUGCCCCGCUACAACGCAAGAUUCUUUGGCGCACGAGCACACGAAUGAGCCAGAGCAUGAGCAAGACGAAGACAUCGAAAGUCUGAAGUCGAUUUGA
Molecule: messenger RNA, 237 nt
Organism: Cylicocyclus nassatus
Lineage: Eukaryota; Metazoa; Nematoda; Chromadorea; Rhabditida; Strongylidae
Source: the annotation of a GenBank genome assembly